CGGAGCUCCGCCCCUCGGGGCGGGGCCCAGCGCGGCCCGGCCCGGCCCAGCGCGGCGGCAGAGGCGAUGUGGAGCCGGGACGCGCGGCUCCGCUGCUAGAGGGAGGCUGGGGUGCGCUCGCCGCCACCCGGGAGACCCGGCCGCAGGUUCCAUACAUUCUCAGCUCCCCAGUCUGGAAAAUGCGUACCUUGCACCCAUGUUGAAGUAAAGUCAUCCAGGAGAAACGAGGAGAUUGCAUAAAUCUUUGUAGACAAGUUGCCUGCAAGCAGUUAAACCGAAAUUAACUUCUGCCUUCUGGCCGCAGAGCGCUAGUUUGACAUUCGUGUGUGAUAUUCUGCAGACUAAAUCAUGCCAGCGUUAUCAACUGGAUCUGGAAGUGACACAGGUCUGUAUGAACUGCUGGCUGCAUUGCCAGCCCAGCUGCAGCCACAUGUGGACAGCCAGGAAGACCUGACCUUCCUCUGGGAUAUGUUUGGUGAAAAAAGCCUUCAUUCACUGGUGAAGAUUCAUGAAAAACUGCAUUAUUAUGAAAAACAGAACCCUGUGCCCAUACUCCACGGUGCAGCAGCCUUGGCAGAUGAUCUGGCUGAGGAGCUGCAGAGCAAGCCGCUGAACAGCGAGAUCAGAGAACUGCUGAAACUGCUGUCAAAACCCAAUCUCAAGGCUUUGCUCUCUGUACAUGAUACUGUUGCUCAGAAGAACUACGAUCCUGUCUUGCCUCCUAUGCCUGAUGAUAUUGAUGAGGAAGAAGAUUCAGUUAAAAUCAUCAGACUUGUCAAAAACAGGGAACCAUUGGGGGCUACUAUUAAAAGGGAUGAACAUACCGGUGCAAUUGUAGUGGCCAGGAUCAUGCGAGGAGGAGCUGCAGAUAGAAGCGGUCUUAUUCAUGUUGGUGAUGAACUGAGGGAAGUCAAUGGGAUUCCUGUAGACGAUAAAAAACCUGAAGAAAUAAUACACAUUUUGGCUCAGUCUCAAGGAGCAAUUACAUUUAAAAUUAUACCCAGUGUGAAGGAAGAAACACCAUCAAAGGAAGGCAAGAUGUUUAUUAGAGCCCUAUUUGACUAUGAUCCUAAUGAAGAUAAAGCAAUUCCUUGUAAAGAAGCUGGACUUGCUUUCAGAAAAGGAGAUGUCCUUCAGAUCAUGAGCCAGGAUGAUGCAACCUGGUGGCAGGCCAAACACGAAGGUGAUGCCAAUCCCAGAGCUGGCUUGAUCCCUUCAAAGCCUUUCCAGGAGAGGCGAUUUGCACUAAGAAGACCAGAAGUGCAGAUUCAGCCACUGAAAAUUUCCAACAGAAAAUCAUAUGCUGAAUGUGCUGGUCACAACAGUGGAUCCUAUCUAGCUGGUUUUAGAAGAAGCUUUCGCCUUAGCAGAAAAGAUAAAAAAACAAACAAAUCUAUGUAUGAGUGCAAGAAGAGUGAUCAGUACGAUACAGCAGAUAUCCCAACAUAUGAAGAAGUUGCAAAAUAUAGACGACAACCUAAUGACAAAUACAGGCUUGUAGUUUUGGUUGGACCAGUAGGGGUUGGGCUGAAUGAGCUUAAACGAAAAUUGCUGAUCAGUGACACCCAGCAUUACGGCGUAACAGUGCCACACACUACCCGAGCAAGAAGAAGCCAAGAAAGCGAUGGUGUUGAAUACAUUUUCAUUUCCAAGCACUUGUUUGAGACAGACGUACAGAAUAACAAGUUUAUCGAGUACGGCGAGUAUAAGAACAACUACUAUGGUACAAGCUUAGACUCUGUUCGAUCAGUCCUUGCUAAAAACAAAGUCUGUCUGUUGGAUGUGCAGCCUCAUACAGUGAAACACUUACGGACCUACGAGUUUAAACCAUUUGUUAUAUUUAUAAAGCCUCCACCGCUUGACCGCUUGAGAGAGACCAGAAAAAAUGCCAAGAUUAUUUCAAGUAAAGAUGAUAGGGGAACUGCAAAACCAUUUACAGAAGAAGAUUUUCAAGAGAUGAUUAAGUCUGCCCAGAUCAUGGAGAGCCAGUACGGCCACCUCUUUGAUAAGGUGAUCGUCAACGAUGACCUCGCAACAGCCUACAGCGAGCUUAAGGCAACCUUCGACAGACUGGAGACUGAGACCUUCUGGGUUCCCGUCAGCUGGUUGCACUCGUAGCGGUUCCCAUGCACAAGGCAGCCGAUGCGUCCCGAUCCAAGUGUGGUGCAUGGUUAGGCAAUACUUAAGGGCCGUUUUCUUGGGAAGAGGGCUUUCUAACUCUACCUGAGCAGCAAGUACACUCUUCAUAUACUUGACACUGGUCUUGUUUUCCUGUGUCUUCAAUCCUCCUGUUCACAAUUUUGGGACAGUCAGGUUGAACCAAAAUUUUACUGUGCUCAGUAAAGCGAGCUAAUACUCAUGUAACAAAACUGCCAAACGUCUCUCUCUCACUCUUAUGUUCAUUUCCAAGGUAAGCUUUUUUAAUGGAGAGUCUGCAGAAGAUAGGAAUUAAUACUGGAGAUCAGCACUUUGAUGGCUGUAAGUAUAACUGCUCUCAUAAAAAGCACAUCAGCACUUGGAAGUUAUUAUCCCUUAAGUGCUUGAGAGAACUGAAAUAGGCAAAAGUGACCAAUGCUUUUAUGGGGAAGACAUCCUAUGUGCAGCAAGAUAAGUGUUUUUACUUUUCUAGAUGUGAGCCUUGUCUUACAUGUACAGAGUGAUUGCAGUAUUCCUUUGCACUUAUGUAGUCAUGAAAAGCAAGAUGUAUUCAGUGGCUCAGUUGUGAAAAGCCCUGCUGUGAGCAUGCACAGAUUGAAGAUAUUUUCAUGCAUGCUUUGUGGCACAACAAAGAGAACUCACAGGAAUAUUUAUUUAAAUAGGGUUACUAUGUAUAUAACUUCAAAGUCUUUGGGGUUAAUCUUCUGUAAAAUGGGUGGCGGAGCAGUAUGAAUAGCAACCAAGUAAAGAGUAAAUUUUUUUUUCCUUUGAAUUGAUAUCAAGAAUUUUUAGCAUCCCUUAGAACAGUUUUCUAUUCAGAAAUGUUCAAACAAUUGGUGAGGACACUGCGGAGAUCUGGGAAGCAGUUGCAAUAAGUCAGGUCUUUCUGUGUUAGGUAUGUCGCGGUACUUGUUUUAGUAGUGUAACAGACUCCUUGUCUCCAUCCAAAACCAAACUAAUGCUGUAGUCCUCAGUAUGAAAAGAUCUCCGUCAGUGGUCAGACGCAGUUGGAAACCUCACCUUAAAUUUGAUGUGGCAGUGUAAGCAAAUGUAUCAUAGAUGAUGUAUUUUAAUAUAGAUAAUUUGAUAUUUUUCUUUCCUUACUACUGAUAUGCAGGAAAUGAGUACAUCUGUAAAGGCCAAGUAACACCUGUGUGUUGUGUUGUGAAUGUGUCUGUAAGUACAGAAUGUGUAUAGGAGCUUGUAAAUUCAGGUCAUCACAUCUGUGGCAUUCAAACAGGAAACAGUUAUUUCAUGUUAAUCUGUAAAGAGAGUAUAGAUGUCUUGUUUCAAGGAAAAAGAAUUUAGUGAAACUUUAUAUAUUUAUGGACGGGUUGAAAAGAGAUGUUAAGUUUUUAAAUUUCUUGUCGAUGUGAUCAUUUAUUAAACAGAUUACGAAGACUGUAAUUCGAAACACUGUCUCUGUAAAUUGAGCUCAACAUUCCAUGUAAAUAUUUUAUUUCAGUUCACGUGCUGAUAAAGCCAUCAGAUUCUGCAGUUUUAUUCUAGAUGUGUAUUUAAUUUGUGGGCCACUGCACGUAGCUUAGAGUUGUGUAAAACAAAUGAAAUGCAAGCAGCAGCAGCAAAAUCCCUCCGAGUCUGGAAAUGUUUAUGCAGGAGUCACAGAUGUGCAGAAUCUCAGUAUGGUAAACGCUCUGUUUGAAUCGCUGUAAUGUAACUUCUGUCGAAUGUCACUGUUUUUCUGGGGGACUUAAAGCUUUUUGUAACAGAAAUGGAGAUUUGUUGGUUAAGUUAAUUGCAUGCAGGUUAUGUGGGUUGAGAAAAUGUUUUCUAUUUUUUUAAUUAAUGCAAAUCAAAUUGUUUUUCUUGGGAUCUGGAAUUGGGUGCCUGCUUGCCUUUGCCUUUGCCUUUGCCUGCAAAGAGCCGAGUGCCCUCACCACCUCUUCCAACCAACAGCUCGGAGAGGGCACUCUGCAUCCCUCGGGAUCUGGCCAUUUCCAGCCUUUAGUCCUUAAUGAGUGACUCUCAACACUGCUUCUGACCCGUGGUGUAUCAGGACAUCAGUGUAAAAUAACUCUCCCAUAAGGGACCUGCUUUUCUCUUUAAGAAAGAGACACUGGAACAUUCUGCAAGGCCCCUGUCCGAAGCAGUCCCGCAUGCUGUCUGUCUUGUCCUUUUCAAAAACGCUGCAGUUGCCAUUCCUGGGUCAGUGCAGUCUCAGAGGACGUUCUCCAGUGCGCUCUGUUGGGCAGUCAUGGGCAGCGCCGUGCUCUGCUGCCUUUGUGCAGACACUGCCUCUGGUCUGCGGCGCAGCCCUGCAGGUGUUUCGGAGGCGGAGAGGCGGAUGGCUGCCUGCCCCGUCUGCGGGCCGGGAGCCGAGUCCUGAGUUGUAACACCUGCAAAGGAAGGGAAUCACAAAAACAUAAAUCCUGCGGAGCAAAACGUGCACGCAGUGAGAGGUAGUGUUAGCUAAUAUUUCUAGAUUGCUCUUGAAAAUCAACGUUACUGCAGUGGUUGCUUCCAAAAAUAAAAAAAUAGAAGCCUCUGGGCUCUGCGAGGCAGGCAGGGAUGAUGCAAGUUCAAGGCUGAAAGACGUCUCAGCCCACCAGUUCUGACAGCACACGUCCUGCUCCGAGCCCACGUGCCGAACUGUUGUGAGGUUCUGUGGGGAGGGCUGCGUGCUUCUUCUGACUCUGAACACUCGGGAAUGAAGACGACUCAAGGUGGUUUCAAUAUUCCACAUAUUUGAGUUGUGCUGUGUGGGUUUUUAGGGAACUGUGUGUUUUGACAGUCAAGUCCAGAUGUUUUUGUUGUGUUCUAGCUGUUUGCCAUAGUCAAAAAAGGGUAGUAGUUUUUCAUAUUGUACCAAGCUCUGUACUUGAAUUCGCCAUCAGGUCAUUGGUUGAUGUCUUAUCUGGAGUCUGAUCUUAUCUUCUUUAUGCAAAACAAUAAAUUAUUGAUAUAUCACA
Messenger RNA from Numida meleagris (helmeted guineafowl), 5087 nucleotides. RefSeq names its product membrane palmitoylated protein 7 (gene MPP7). The record is from RefSeq and is a predicted model, not a curated record. The coding region runs from base 349 to 2118 and encodes 589 amino acids. Gene Ontology annotation, molecular function: protein binding. The transcript has 19 exons. Gene Ontology annotation, biological process: protein localization to adherens junction. NCBI's taxonomy places the organism in Eukaryota, Metazoa, Chordata, Aves, Galliformes, Numididae. Gene Ontology annotation, cellular component: cell-cell junction; plasma membrane.